GUAUUUUCGGGUAAUUUUAAUAGUCGAGGAAAAACUCUGUUGUCUCUUUGAUAAAACGUCGUCGCAGUGUUUGGCCUUCAGCGUUGCCGCUCGAAAAAAUAUACAGACGCCAAGGUGUUUUCUCGGCUGCCAAGCACUCAAAUUCGUCUGGCUACCAAAACCCAUUACGAAUUAGCCAAAAGUAUAAGUUUCGCAGGUGUUAGAGAUAGAAAAUGGGAAAAGCUUCAAGGGACAAGAGGGAUAUCUACUACAGAAAAGCAAAAGAAGAAGGUUGGCGUGCUCGAAGUGCCUUUAAGCUUCUUCAGAUAGACGAGGAAUUCAAUAUUUUUGAAGGAGUGAAGCGUGUGGUAGAUCUUUGUGCAGCCCCUGGUAGCUGGAGUCAGGUCUUGAGUCGGAAAUUGUACCUCCCAGCAAAGCUUUCUUCUGAUUCAAAGGAUGGUGAUCUUCCUCUUAUUGUAGCAAUUGAUUUACAGCCCAUGGCUCCAAUUGAAGGUGUCAUUCAAGUGCAGGGCGAUAUAACAAAUGCUCGAACAGCUGAAGUGGUCAUCAGACAUUUUGAUGGUUGCAAGGCUGAUCUGGUUGUCUGUGAUGGUGCUCCUGAUGUCACUGGUCUUCAUGACAUGGAUGAAUUUGUUCAAUCCCAACUUAUAUUGGCAGGUUUAACAAUCGUUACUCACAUACUAAGAGAAGGUGGUAAAUUUAUAGCUAAAAUUUUCCGUGGAAAAGAUACAAGUCUUCUUUACUGUCAGCUGAAAUUAUUCUUCCCGACAGUGACUUUUGCAAAACCAAAAAGCAGUCGCAAUUCCAGCAUAGAGGCAUUUGCAGUUUGCGAGAAUUAUUCUCCUCCCGAAGGAUUUAACCCGAAAGAUCUACAUCGCCUCUUAGAAAAGGUGGGAAGCCCCUCAGGAGGAGAAGAUUUAGAUUGUAGUAGUGGGUGGUUGGAAGGUCCAAAUAAGGUGUAUAUUCCUUUUUUAGCUUGCGGGGACCUUAGUGGAUAUGACUCUGACCGUUCAUAUCCACUGCCCAAAGUUGCUGAUGGAACUUAUCAGAGCUUAGAUCCUGUACAGCCCCCAAUUGCUCCUCCAUAUAAAAGAGCUCUUGAACUGAAAAAAGCUUCCAGUCAUGGCAUCCGAGACCACCUUGAAAAGCUUUCCUUGGAACCAUAACUAUUCCUUUUCAUGUAAUCCUUUAUUUUGUCACUCUGGCCAAUAUACCAGGAAUAGCUAGGUUUAUCACCAUUAUUUUUGAAAAUCAGUAUAACAUCCUUAGAAAUUUGUAACUCUUCCAUGUUUCCCAGAAUUUAAACGUUUGGGUCCAGCUGUUAACUAACUUUCAAUCACUACUUACAGAUUUUUUAUAAUUAUUGUUUUUCAAUGAUAAUCAUCUCACAUUAAAGGCA
Ziziphus jujuba (common jujube) is the source of this 1399-nucleotide messenger RNA. RefSeq lists its product as uncharacterized. Gene Ontology annotation, cellular component: cytoplasm. Gene Ontology annotation, biological process: cytoplasmic translation; tRNA methylation. NCBI's taxonomy places the organism in Eukaryota, Viridiplantae, Streptophyta, Magnoliopsida, Rosales, Rhamnaceae. The record is from RefSeq and is a predicted model, not a curated record. The transcript has 12 exons. The coding region runs from base 213 to 1166 and encodes 317 amino acids. Gene Ontology annotation, molecular function: tRNA methyltransferase activity.